Messenger RNA from Daldinia loculata, 1504 nucleotides. Its product is annotated as ribosomal protein S15 precursor-like protein. Gene Ontology annotation, molecular function: structural constituent of ribosome. Bases 176 to 1129 code for a protein of 317 amino acids. The record is from RefSeq and is a predicted model, not a curated record. The transcript has 2 exons. NCBI's taxonomy places the organism in Eukaryota, Fungi, Ascomycota, Sordariomycetes, Xylariales, Hypoxylaceae. Gene Ontology annotation, cellular component: ribosome. Gene Ontology annotation, biological process: translation.
GCAGUGGAUGGACCUGCCUUUCUAGCGGUAAAGGUGUUUAUCCAUUCCGUGACAUCUUCAACGUCGGAAGGUCCAAAAUCCAAUCCCGUCUUGCAGGUCUGAGAAAUAAAGUGGAUCGACCGCUAAAAGUUGAAUUCAUUCUCAGCAGUUCAACACUCCAAUAUAGAGCGACGCCAUGCCGCCCCGAAUACCAGGCGUGCAGCGCCUAGGCACUUUCUCCUUAUGUCUACGACCAGCCAUAAAACCGCCCACUUCGUCCCUCCUCCCCGUUACACAAACCGCCUCUCUGUCGCAAAAGGAGAAGAGGCGUCUAGCGAAACAGGAUCCUUACCGAUGGGCUCAGAUGCAGCAGCGCAAAGCUGCCCACCUGAAGAGACGAGAGGAGAUCGAAGCUAUUAGAGAAGCGCAGCAUGGCGAUUCUAUCCGUGGUCUCACGACCCCCUUCGUCGAGUCCUUCGACUCCGCCGGCCAAGCCCUACUGUCUAAGCCGCCGGUCGACGACGACGGGAACCCGCUGGAGGAACCGCAUGAGCUCCCCACCUCGCCCCAUGUCCUAAACAACCUCAUCCACAAGGAGGAGCUGGAUGCCGCGAUCGAUAUGGCCUAUACUCUAACGCGGCCGAUCCCGACGGAUCUCUCUCCUGUUGGAUCGGAAGAGUACCAGAAUCAGGUCGAACGCCAUGAGAAAAACCACGCAAGGGCGGUCGAGGCCUUGAACCGUAUUACGCACAUGGAUAACGGCUCCGCGAAGGAUAGAUUACAUGCCAAUAUCCGGCGGUGCGUGGAGACUUUUGGGAGGCACGAAACCGAUGGUUUUCUAAAGCCUAAAGCUCUUUCACGAGGACAGGAGAGGGAAGAGCUACCAGUGCGAGGCGGUCCGGACACCGGAAGUAGCGAGGUGCAGAUCGCCAUCCUGACGGCUAAGAUCCGGGCUUUGGCCAACGAGUUAGAGAAGGGGCGAGGUUACAAGGAUAAAGUAGGUAAGCGAGAUCUAAGGUUGAUGCUCCAUCGACGACAGAAGUUACUGCGGUAUAUGGAGAGAAAGGAAAGGGGAAGUGAUAGGUGGAAUCAUAUGAUCAAGACCCUUGGUCUGAGUCCGGCGACCUGGAAGGAGCAAAUCACGACGUAAGACUCCUGGACGUGCGUGCUAUUUGGAGUGUACCAUAUAGGUGGCCUAGAUGCAUACUCUGUAAUAACAUGUGCUUAUGUACAAUACAACAAACACCAGCAGCAAUUCGAGACGCGCGAGAGCUCUAACUGUCUGUCCAUCAGCCUAGCGCCAUUGAGAAAAAAGAAAAGAAAAAGAAAAGAAAAAUCCCAUGACAAUCACAGCUUUGAAUGCUAUUUCCUUGGUAUCCCGUCCAUUAGUUCUACAGUUUCGAAGAGAGCGAGGGGUGGCCGUAAAAGCCCAUGCGAGAAAUCAGAAUACGCUGAUAUAGUUGCCGAUCCUCUCCUUCUGGUUCUGUGCUAUGCACUCGGCGAUCCACGUGAUGUUGCGGAUUUC